CGGGAUCGGUUUUUUUCCCUUUCCUCUACUCCCUCCCCCCUGCCCGCCCCUCCCUCCCUCAGUCCCUUCCCUCCCUCCCUCCCCUCUAGGCUGGGUCCCUGCGCCGGUGCGCCGGGUCCGCUCCGCAGCUGGGACGCGCGGAACUCGAGGCAGGAGUAGGCUCUUCGGAGCCGCGUCCCUCCCUUCCCCUUCCCUGCCCCCUUCCCCCACCCCGACGCAAGCUUGGAGCGACAGCCAGAGGAACCCCGAGCCCGCAUUUGCUGCAUCGAGCAGUUGGUCUGGUACCCGGCAAACUUGCAGCUGUUGUGAUCGCGCUCCGCCGAGCCUUCCCAGGCCCCCGAGGUGGAGGGAUGGAAAACUCCUCUGCAGCGUCGGCCUCCUCCGAGGCGGGGAGCAGCCGCUCCCAGGAAAUUGAGGAGCUGGAGCGCUUCAUCGACAGCUAUGUACUGGAGUACCAGGUGCAGGGGCUGCUGGCUGACAAGACGGAGGGCGACGACGGUGAGAGCCAGAGGACACAGUCCCACAUCUCCCAGUGGACAGCGGACUGCAGUGAGCAGCUGGACAGCAGCGGUUCCUUCUCGCGAGGGCGAGUCCCCCCACAGCAGAACGGCAGCAAAGACAACUCUCUGGACAUGCUGGGCACAGACAUCUGGGCUGCCAACACCUUCGAUUCCUUCAGCGGUGCCACCUGGGACCUGCAGCCUGAAAAGCUGGACUUCACGCAGUUCCACCGCAAGCUCCGACACGCGCCCAAGCAGCCCCUGCCACACAUCGACCGUGAAGGGUGUGGAAAAGGGAAGCUGGAAGAUGGAGAUGGCAUCAACCUGAAUGACAUUGAGAAGGUCCUUCCGGCCUGGCAGGGCUACCACCCGAUGCCCCAUGAAGUGGAGAUUGCACACACCAAGAAGCUGUUCCGGAGGAGGAGAAACGAUCGAAGACGGCAGCAGAGACCUCCGGGAGGGAACAAGCCCCAGCAGCACAGUGAUCACCAGCCAGGCAGUGCCAAACACAACAGGGACCAUCAGAAGUCCUACCAAGGGGGCCCAGUACCUCAUGCCUCAGGGAGGCCCACCCACCAUGGCUACAGCCAGAACCGGCGCUGGCACCACAGCAAUAUGAAGCACCCGCCAGGCGACAAGGGGGAGGCAGGUGCCCACCGCAAUGCCAAAGAGACCGUGACCAUCGAGAGUCCCAAACUGGAGGACACCCCACGGGACACCGGGCCCAGUGGCCUUGAGCCCCCUCGCAGCCCUGAUGCCCCAGCUCCGCCAGCGUCCGAGAGGCUACCCACACUGGUGCCAGGGGGGCCAGAGGCUGAGACAAAGCGUAAAGACAGUAUUAUUCCUGAACGCAUGGGGGAGCGGCCCAAAAUUACCUUGCUCCAGUCCUCCAAAGACAGGCUGCGGCGAAGGCUAAAAGAAAAGGUACCGGUAAUUGAAUUUUUGUUGUUCUCUUCCAACCGGGAGGACAGCCGAGAGGAAGAAGUGAUGGUGGAAACAACCAACCCUCAGCAAAACAAGAUGGACAAGCUGAUCGAGAUCCUGAACAGCAUGCGGAAUAACAGCAGCGACGUAGAUGCCAAGCUCACCACCUUCAUGGAGGAGGCCCAGAACUCUACCAACUCUGAGGAGAUGCUAGGUGAGAUCGUGCGGACCAUCUACCAGAAGGCUGUGUCAGACCGUAGCUUUGCCUUCACAGCUGCCAAGCUCUGUGACAAGAUGGCGCUCUUCAUGGUGGAGGGGACCAAGUUUCGGAGCCUGCUCCUCAACAUGCUCCAGAAAGACUUCACCGUGCGCGAGGAGCUGCAGCAGCAGGACGUGGAACGCUGGCUGGGCUUCAUCACCUUCCUGUGCGAGGUGUUUGGCACCAUGCGUAGCAGCACCGGAGAGCCCUUCCGCGUGCUGGUGUGCCCCAUCUACACUUGCCUCAGGGAGCUCUUGCAGUCUCAGGAUGUGAAGGAAGAUGCUGUCCUUUGCUGCUCUAUGGAGCUACAGAGCACAGGGCGACUUCUGGAAGAACAGCUGCCUGAGAUGAUGACGGAGCUGCUAGCCAGCGCUCGAGAUAAGAUGCUGUGCCCCUCGGAGUCCAUGCUGACCCGGUCACUGCUCCUAGAGGUCAUCGAGCUCCACGCCAACAGCUGGAACCCUCUGACGCCCCCUAUCACGCAGUACUACAACAGAACCAUCCAGAAACUGACAGCCUGACAGCCAGGGGGCCUGGCGGGCAGCCCGCGGGCAGCUGGGGCCCUGGUGCGCAGAGCCAGAUGGACAGGCGGGAGGACAGGGGUGGCCCUGGUGGGAGAAAGAAACGGGCAGGAAGGCAGGCAGAGUCAGUGGCCAAUCUGGAGCCAGCCAGGAAAGGGAUCAAAUCCCUGAGAAGAGUGCCCCGCCCUGCACAUAAACACCCCCACCUCAGCCUGAGCAUGUGGCGGCUCCCACCAGUAAGGGAAGCAUGUUUCUUUUCCAUGGUGGCCCCGGUCUGCAACCUCCCUCGUUCUCACCCCUCUCUGCCCCCUACCAUCCAACCCAUCCACCUCAAGCAGAGAUCUUGUCUCUGCAACUCCUCAGAGCCCCCCUCACCCCCGCACCCCCGCCCCGCCAGCCUCAACACCAGCCUCCCACACUGGGGCACUGCUUGGGUCAGAAAGGAUCUCAGAAGGCUGAAAAAGUGGGUCGAGACGGGCUUCCAUUGUUCCCUGCGUGCUGUCAGCCACAGUCGCCAACUGGCAGCAGGCAACAUGUAGCAGAUGUCCGGGAGGACAAAGGCAGGCACGGUCCCCACCAGCCGCCAGUAAUUGACGGCCUUUGUCAGCCACAGUGGAGCUAGGGAGAGGCGCUUUUCUCUAACCUUCACACCCAUCCCUCCCAACCUCAGUUCCUCCAGCCUUGGGCCCCCAGCCCAGGCCUAGGGGGCUGGCAGCGAGGAGGGGAACUGGAGCUUGCAACUCAGCUUGCACCCUUUUCUUUUAUUGUGUUUUAUUUUUCAAAAGUUGGUUGCUUUGAAGUCUCUUCUCUCAAUGAAAAUAUCCUCCAUGUGAUCACACAGUCAGCCCUGCAAGGACCCCCUGAUUAAUAGGAGAUCAAACCCGGCCCCCUCUGGAAGGAUUCUAGCCAUAGACAGCUUGCCAGUAGCCAAUUAGGGUAAUUGGAAACUUCUGCCCCGGCGGGGGUCCCCCGCUGGAAUUCUGUGUUCCUCCCCCGCUGGUCUGCAGCGACUCUGCUCUCCAGUUUCUGUCUCUCAAAGGACCUGGUACUGAGGUUGCUGGACUGCAUUAGACCUGGUCCUAGCCAUGGGGGUCUUGUGGCAAACAGGGCCCAGAACAAGGCUGGCAAACUAAAACCAAAAUGAAAGUCUUGUCCUAAGUGCCUAGUGAGGAGAAAGAUGGAGUGGGAGCUGCCUGGCUCCCUAGGAUUUGUCUAAGUCAUGGGCUAUGUCACUGCCCAAGCCUUAUCCUAGGCAGGAUCCAGAAGCCCUUCCAGCUGUUAGGAAAGGGAGAAAGCACUGAGUCGUAAGAAGGACAGUCAGGUAGGCUUUCCCAGCUGAAAAUAAGGCUGGGUUUUUUGGAAGGCCUUGGCCUGGGGAGCAGGCCCUUCUGUGAAAGGAAAGUGAGGUCAAGCUCUGGGAUGCUGGUAUCAGGAUCAUGACCAGUGUCCACACAGCCCACAUGGGGGGGUAGAGCCCAUGCUUUGAUGAGUCCCCAGAAAAUGCCAUGAGAACCCAGCAGCUUCCUGAUUUGGUCCUUUAUUGAGGUUGGUUAUACCCUAGGUCACACUGGAAACCUCUUAUGGCCUCCUGAUCCAAAUCAGACUAGCUGGGAGUUGAAGGGUGGGGAAAGUUUCUGCAGAUCGUUUCUGAGUCUAGAAAGAAGUUUCCCAUUCUGCCUGGCUUUCCCCCACUAAAACUGGCCUUCCAGCCCUAGGAUGGGAGCCUGUGCCAGUCCCCAUCCCCCCCCCCCGCCCCGCUAGAAAAAGCCUAGUUGGGACAAGGUGUGGGAGGGCACAGUUUCCCUUUAAAUAGGUCAAUGGCCUCUGCCAAGAGGCCCACACUGCCCCUGGCUGGCCCUGGCCCCUGCCUUCUUCCUCCCCGACUCUUUCUUCCCAAGCUUUCUCAAGCUGCUUCUUACUGCUUUCUCUCCUGCACCAGCCCUUAGGCCCAGCCUGGGGCCCGGGGACACCAGAAACCCCACAGGAGGCCUUGAAGGAAGAGUGGGGCUGAUGUUCGGAUGCUCAGAGAGGGCACUGGGGAAAUCAUGCUCUCAUGGAGUCAGGCAGCCCUGGCCAGGCAGCUGCUCUCUGCAGCUGCAGAGGGCCACACCUAUGCUUAAAAGGGCCCCUCUUCCCUUAGGUGGGGUGUGUGUGUGUGUGUGUGUGUGUGUGCGCGCGCGCGCGCGCGUGUGCACGCAUGCACACAUACACAAGCAUGUGUAUGCUUCAGCAGAGAAUAAAGCAGGGUGCCCAGAAGACAGAGGCCUGAGAGUUGGGUCUCCUAGCCCCCUCAUUGGGCUCACAGGCAGACUCUAAGAAGAGGGCUCCCAAAUUCUGUGUGGAGGGGCUGGUGUCCCCUGUGAAAGUAAGAAACAGAGAACAUUGUGGGCACCAAGGGUCAGAUGUGCCUCCCUCCCAAUGGCCUGUUUGUUGGGGGUCUUGCCUCAGGGCCAGCCUCUCUUUGGCCGUGAGGACUAGUGUGAAGAUGUGAGGUAUAAAUAUGUAUUAUAUAUAAAUAUAUUUUUAAUUACGUGUUGUGUCACAGUGGCUCCAGACGUACAGUUUGCCUAAUUUGUUCCACUGCUUGAAAGCACUUCCUGGCCCAUCUGAAUAACACUUUUGGCUGUUUUUCUAAAUGCAGGUUGCUGCUACUUUUUCAGACAUGGAAGGAAAACAUUUAAAAAAAAUUUUUUUUUAAAGAAACAGCAAAGCCUAAAAUUUAAGAGUCUGGGGCAACUUCCCAUGGCAGACUCUCAGACAGGAAGGAGGGGGGCAGAAGUGGGUGCCCCACAGAACCCUGCCUCUUCUCUGUACCAGAGCCCCCUCUGCUUUGAAAGAAAAGCCCGCUAAAUGUUGUAUCCCCACUCGGCAGCAGACCUUGGGGCAUGGAAGAGGCACACUGCAACCGUCUCAUGUUGAUCCUUCUUGUCCCCCUGCCUGUCAGGAUGAGUUAGUCUCUGUUUUCCUCUCAGGCAGCCCACCUGCCAUUGUCCUGCCCCCCAAGGCCUGGUGGCUGUGCCUGAGCUCUGGUGCACAGUCCCAGAAGGGCUCCCAGGCUCCCUUGGAUGAAGCUGGGAGCUCCAUCAUCCUCCAUGGGAUGAUGGUGCACCCCCAAACCCAGCUUUGUCUGUUUGUCUUUCCUUAACCAGUCUGUAAACCUUUAUAGUUUGGGGAUUGUCCUGUCCCUCUGUGUAAAUGUAAAUGUUGACCCAGUCGGUAUUUAUUCUAAUUUUUAUUUUAUUUUAUUUUCUCGGAGGGGUGGGAUUGUGGGAACUGUACCACUGGUCACGCCCUGGGCAGCUGCAGAGGCUGAGGCCCAGAUGGCUUGGCUGCCAAGAGGAGCAGCCCCCUGGGGCCACCCCAGACAGCCGCCUCCAGGAAGCCCGGUCCCAGGCCGCUAUCUGGCAUCAGAAGCCGCCAGUGUUCCUUGUCGCACAGACGCUCGGGCCUGCUGUGGCAUGGUGUCCCUCAGCUGCCAGACACUCUGUUGGGAAACCUCUGGCUGGGCCUCAAGGAUGCGGGUCAGAGAAAACGACUCUCCUCCGCUCAGGACGCUUGCAUGGAAGGUCCAGCGGCCUCACCCGAGCCAGCUGGUAGCCGGACAGCAGGACUACCUCCCACCGAAGCUGCAGCGGAACCCUGCUCACGCCGAUACCUUCCCCCCGUUGGUAUGUCCUGCUUUCCAGCUGAACCCAAACUACAAGUGGGUUUAAAAAAAUAAACAAUACCAAAAACCAAAAA
Chinchilla lanigera (long-tailed chinchilla) is the source of this 5945-nucleotide messenger RNA. RefSeq names its product CBP80/20-dependent translation initiation factor (gene Ctif). The transcript has 13 exons. Gene Ontology annotation, molecular function: translation activator activity; RNA binding; protein binding. Gene Ontology annotation, biological process: regulation of translational initiation. The record is from RefSeq and is a predicted model, not a curated record. NCBI's taxonomy places the organism in Eukaryota, Metazoa, Chordata, Mammalia, Rodentia, Chinchillidae. Gene Ontology annotation, cellular component: cytosol. Bases 351 to 2204 code for a protein of 617 amino acids.